CCUACUUCUUCUUCUAUCUGCCCCACUCUUUCCUAUAUAUUCUCCGUUCUCCCCAUCUUCUUUCCCCCUCCCCAAGCUUUUCCAAAUUCCACAUCAAAACUCCUCUCUUUCUCUUCGUUCAAACUCCCAACUAUAUCACUCUCCAAAUAACAAAACCCUUCAAUCCUUUCAAAUAUGGUGAUGCUCAGAAUCCGAAGCAGAGAUGGGCUUGAGCGAGUCACCGUUGAUAAUCCCCACAUCAAUGUCUCCCAGCUUAAAGCCAUAAUCCAAUCCCAGCUUCAAAUCCCCUCUCACAAUCAAACCCUUUCCACCAACCAAAACCUUCUUUUGUCCAAGACCCACGACGAUCUUUCCCGCUUCGUAGACAUGGCUGACCCCAAUACCACUCUCUCUUCCCUCAAUCUCUCUCAUGGCUCGAUCGUUUUCCUUGCCUACGAUGGCGAGAGAACCGUUUCCGGGCCGGUUGUCAACCCCGCUGGGUCUUUUGGCCGGAAGAUGACCAUGGACGAUCUCAUCGCGAAGCAAAUGAGGGUCUCGCGCCAGGAGAACCCGCAUUGUGAAUUGGUCUCGUUUGAUCGCGAUUGUGCCAACGCGUUCCAGCAUUAUGUGAAUGAUGCGCUUGCUUUUGCGGUGAAGCGUGGUGGGUUUAUGUACGGGACUGUUUCGGAGGAGGGGAAAGUGGAGGUCGAUUUCAUAUACGAGCCGCCUCAGCAAGGAACGGAGGAGAAUUUGCUGCUUUUCAGGGACCCAGAAGAGGAAAAGAUAGUAGAAGCUAUUGCUGCUGGUCUGGGUAUGAGAAGAGUAGGAUUUAUAUUCACACAAACCAUCAGUCAGGAUAAAAAGGACUAUACUUUGUCCUAUAGGGAGGUUCUUCAGGCAGCGGAGUUUCACGCCGAGAGUGGUUUGAAGGAAUGGGUGACCGCUGUGGUGAAGCUUGAAGUGAACGAGGAUGGCGCUGCGGAUGUGCACUUUGAGGCUUUUCAGAUGAGUGAUGUGUGCAUUAAGUUGUUCAAGGAAGGGUGGUUUGAGACUGAGAUUGGAGAAGAUGCUGAUCCCAAGCUCUCAAAGAUGAAGAAAGAUGUAGUUGUUGGGGUCAAGGACACAAAAGAGGUGGACAAUGAUUUCUUCUUGGUGGUGGUCAAGAUAGCUGAUCACCAGGGUCCCCUUUCAUCAACCUUUCCCAUUGAGAACCGGAAUACGCCAGUAACAAUGAGGGCGCUGAAAACUCAUCUUGAUCGGGCGAAGAAUCUUCCAUUUGUGAAGCAGAUUUCAGAUUUUCAUGUGCUGCUAUUGCUGGCAAGGUACUUGGACCUCAACGCUGAUGUUCCUGCUCUGGCACAUUGCGUGCACACAGAGAGCCCCGUACCAGAAGGCUACAAGCUACUAAUCGAGUCCCUGGCUAGUGCUUCUGCUUAAUUGUUACUCUAGAAAGAUCUUUCGGAAAUUGAUUUCAUAUCCAUCAAUGUGCUUCAUUACCUCAUUUGAAGCAGUAAUCUCUGUUGCUUUGUGAUGUUGUUCAUCACUCAAAAGAUGGCGUUUAAAGUUAUUAGAUGGCUUUGUCAGUGGCACUUAGUUCUGGAUCUCACAUUGACUCAUCAUUUUACAUCAGUUCAUCUGGAUAUUUAUUUUACCAUAACCAUAGCUGAUAUAUACACAGUUUGUUAUUUUAAGCAUUUUUUUUAGGAUUGUUGCUUAUGCUUUGAUUUUAGUAUAUAAAUAGUUUAACAAAUCAAAUUUCAAAUA
Molecule: messenger RNA, 1743 nt
Organism: Humulus lupulus (European hop)
Lineage: Eukaryota; Viridiplantae; Streptophyta; Magnoliopsida; Rosales; Cannabaceae
Product: NPL4-like protein 1
Exons: 2
Coding region: 175-1416 (413 amino acids)
Biological process (GO): ubiquitin-dependent protein catabolic process
Cellular component (GO): nucleus
Molecular function (GO): ubiquitin protein ligase binding; ubiquitin binding
Source: RefSeq, a predicted model, not a curated record